Phalacrocorax carbo (great cormorant) is the source of this 1639-nucleotide messenger RNA. The record is from RefSeq and is a predicted model, not a curated record. Lineage: Eukaryota; Metazoa; Chordata; Aves; Suliformes; Phalacrocoracidae.
ACGGCCAGCGGGGUUCCUGCCGUGUGCCGGGCUCCCGGCCACCGGGGCUGCGCCAGGGGGUCACCGUGCCCCGCAGCCGCUGGCCUGGCGGUGCCACCGGGCAGGGCGUGGGGGUCCCCGGGGGCGCACGUGCGGCGGUGGCUGCGCCUGUGUGCGGGCGGGCGCGUGGCUCUGCCGAGGCUCCGGCAAGCGCGUGGCUGCGGGGUCCCCCCGGCCCCCUGCGGCGGGGACCCCCCGGACCCCCGGUACCAUGCUGGGUGGUCCGGACCGGGGCGCGGGGCGCCUGCGGAUCUGCGAGCGGACCAAGCUUCUGCUGGUGGAGAUCGACACGGUGGCGUGUUGCAGCCCGGCCGCCGGCAUGGCCGCGGGGUGCCGGCCCACGCCCCCCUGGACCUACCGCCGCAUCGCCGGGGAGUACGCGUACCUGGAGAAGCGCUUCGUGGCGGAGCUGGCCCCCCCCUGGCCCCCGGCUCCCCCCUGCCGCCUGCAGGACUUCGCCACCCCGUCCCCCCCGGGGCGCGAGACCCGGGCCUGGGUGCCCCCUACCCGCUGCCCCCUGGGACAGCCCGAGGGGACGGGGGGCAGCGGAUCCCGGGGCCGGCACCCCUCGUGUGCUCCCCGUCCCCCGCUGCCGGGGGGCAGGCUGGGCCCCCCCAGCUACGAGGCCCACAUGCAGAGGGUGCAGGCGGCGCAUACGCGCCGUGGGGGGCCGCCCCCCUACAUCUCACCCCCGGCCUACGACGCUCCCCACCGCACCCUGCAGCUCCGGCCCCCCCGGGGACCGCGCAGCCCCCCACCAGCACCCCGGGGCCGCGGGGCUGUGCCGGGGGGCUGGAGCCACACGCUGCCCCGGGCGGCCACCGAGGCUGGGCACUGGCGGCCCCGUGGGAUGCAGCCGCCCCCGGGGGGGCCCAGCACCCCCUGGCACAGCCAGACACUGCCCCGGGCGGCAGCUGGCCGGGAGCGGGUCCCAGGGCGUGGCAGGGGGCGGCGGGGGACGGGGGGGCACGUCCUUAUCGACGCCACCCGUGUGGUGGUCCGGGCCCAGUACGUCCCCCCUCCGCAGCGGCAGCAGGUCCGCUACGCUGGGGGGUCUCCAGCGCCCACCGCCCCCCCAGGCAGCCCCCCUGCAGUGCCCGGGGCUGCCACCUCCCCAGCAGCCCCCUCACCCCCACGGGAGGCCCCCAGCAGCCCCCGCAGCCCCUGGAGGAGCCCGGGUGGCUGUGGGGGUCCCCGGGGCCGGCCCCCGCCACGGCGGCCGGUGCUGUACGCCCAGGCGCUGCGCGAGGCCGUAUCCCGCAUCCGGCGGCACACGGCGCCCGACUCCGACUCGGAGGCGGAGGGGGGCGCGGGGGGGGUCCCGGUGGCGGCACUGCCGCGACGCCCACGCCUACAGCAGCAGCAGCAGCAGCCUGGAGAGCACCGGGGCCCCCCCGGGGGCUGCCAGCCCUCCCCGAGCCUGAGGGGUGGGGCUUGGUGGGGUGUGGUGCCCUCAGGGUGGAGCUUAGCAGGGUGUGGUCCAUCUGGGGUGGGGCUUGGCAGGAGCCCCCCCACGCCCCAGCCCUGCCGGGGGGGCCCAGCCCACAGCAGGCCCUGCUUGCGGCUGCCAUCCAGCUGUUACCCAGCUUCCCAGAUGUGA